Molecule: messenger RNA, 2781 nt
Organism: Electrophorus electricus (electric eel)
Lineage: Eukaryota; Metazoa; Chordata; Actinopteri; Gymnotiformes; Gymnotidae
Gene: htr2b
Product: 5-hydroxytryptamine (serotonin) receptor 2B, G protein-coupled
Biological process (GO): chemical synaptic transmission; serotonin receptor signaling pathway; smooth muscle contraction
Cellular component (GO): plasma membrane; dendrite
Molecular function (GO): neurotransmitter receptor activity; G protein-coupled serotonin receptor activity
Source: RefSeq, a predicted model, not a curated record
GAGGGGAAAGAACGACUGAGAAGAAAUCAUAAGAAAACCAUUGCAGUUGGUGAUGCAUGGUAAAACUGGGGACUCUUCCAGCAUAUCAGGAUAAAAGGAAAUACUUUUUUAACGCAGCAUUAAGGUCAUGUUUGGGUCUGGUCAUCCCCUAAAAGGCUUAAAAGUUUUCUGACAUUAACUGCUUUUUUGUGGGCACUUAUAAAAUGUAUGAAGCAACAUAUUAAAGAAGCAAAUUUCUGAAUGUGAAGAAAAGAAGCGAAAAUGUAUCUUUUGUUAAACUCCAGCUUGCAAUGUUGCUGAUGCAUUUAGAAGAAACAGCGAAAGGAGAAAAUGGCAUGUGGCAUGAACAAAACCCACUGCCACAUCUGAACUGAAGUUCUGGAUUUUGCAGCAUCCUGAGAACCGGAGGGCACACCAUACAUAGACGGCUGCCACGCAACACUGCGUUGAAUGCACUGCCUAUGAAGUGCUUCACGCACUAGAGGGACCGCUAUCCUAAGGACCAAGCAAACGAACAGAGGACUCAUCCGCCCUUCUCCAUCCUGCUUUGAAGUUCAGCACUUUCCCCCCGACCGAGUCGAGUUGUUCACAUGGGAGUGUGUCAUUUGUGAGCAGAAUUUGCCCCCACCUUGUCCCCGCGCCAAUCCCGCCCCCACUCGGAGGGACUGUGUGACCAUGCUGGCCAAGCCCCGGCACAGGCAGAGCAAACAUUCCCCCAGCCAGGCCAGCGAGAGCAGCAUGUCCCAGCAAGCGGCGGCUCUGCCGGAGCUCAACUCCACGGAGUGGGGCAACUGUGGCGUCCUGUGCAAGAACCUGCACUGGGCCUCACUGCUCAUCCUCAUGGUCAUCAUCCCCACCAUCGGAGGCAACAUCCUGGUCAUCUUGGCCGUGUCACUGGAGCGCAGGCUCCAGAAUGCCACCAACUACUUCCUCAUGUCCCUGGCAGUGGCUGACCUACUCGUGGGGCUGCUGGUGAUGCCCAUCGCCCUGAUUACUGUGCUUUUCAACUCAGGAUGGCCCCUGCCAGAGUUCCUGUGCCCCAUCUGGCUCUUUCUGGAUGUUUUGUUCUCUACUGCCUCCAUCAUGCACCUGUGUGCCAUCUCGCUGGACCGUUACAUCGCCAUCAAGAAACCAAUCCAGCACAGCCAGUACAAGUCCAGGGCCAAAGCCCUGGGCAAGAUUGCACUGGUCUGGCUGAUCUCUAUAGGUAUCGCCAUACCGAUACCCAUCAAAGGACUACAAAGCUCUGACCAUCCAAACAACGUAACAUUCAACAGCAACCACAUCUGCCUGCUCACACUCGAGAGCUUCGGGGAAUUUAAAGUGUUUGGCUCUCUAACAGCUUUCUUCAUCCCCCUCACAAUAAUGAUGAUCAUCUACCUGCUGACUAUUCAGGUGCUGCGUAAGAAAGCCUGUCUGCUCAGGUCAAAGGCAUGCCAGAGAAUCAAUAGACCGACAGUUUCUACAGUCUUUCAAAGGGAGCACGCGAUGCCUUCUCCAGCCGAGAACCUCCCCACGCUUGAAGGAAUUAAGAGGGAUCAAGCGCUUUGCCCCACCCACCCUAUCACAGGGGAUGACAUUCCCAUUCGGAGGAUGUCCACUAUUGGAAAGAGGUCCAUGCAAAACCUGAGCAACGAACAGCGGGCAUCAAAGGUCCUGGGGAUUGUAUUCAUGCUGUUUGUGGUAAUGUGGUGUCCAUUCUUCAUUACCAAUGUCACCUCAGUGCUCUGCGCCAGCUGCGACAUCAAGUUAGUCGACAGGCUGUUGGACAUUUUUGUAUGGGUGGGUUACAUCUCGUCAGGUGUCAACCCUCUAGUCUACACACUUUUCAACAAGACUUUCCGGGAGGCUUUUACACGCUAUAUCACGUGCAACUUUGGCAGCAAGAAAUCACCCCAAAAACAAUGUAGGAACUUGACAAGAAUUUCCUUUCACUCUUCUAUGACAGAGAACUCGAAACUGUUCAUGAAGCACGGCAUGAAGAACGGCAUUGGUGCUGUGAGCUACCAGAGCCCCCUACGGCGGCGCCCAGCGCACCUGCAGCCCUCCACCAGUGUCACGCUGGACACACUGCUCCUCACUGAGAAUGAGGACUGCAAACCCGACGAGAGCAUCAGCUGUGUGUAGCCUGAGAACCUGCACUUUUGAGUGAACACAGAGACCGGGGCGUCACCCUACACAAACAGCUCACUAGUGAAUACUGUGUGGAAUGGGGUAACUGCACCGGGUUUAGAUAGAUAAUGGUAAAUAGACCAACCAUUUUAAUACCCUGCAGUGGAAGCUAUAUGGGCCUAAAAUCUUUGGAAACUUACAUAUGUUGAAGGAAAUCAAUGCAAUCAAUCUGGAAUUGAUGAAUGAUAGAACCGAGAACUAUUAACAAUGACUGAGUUCAGUGUAUGCAUGUUAUUCACAACACUGCUGGUCAACAGGGUCUGCUACAAGUAGCCUAAAUAUGUGGCACUCUUAUGCAUGAUGAACAGACUACAUACUCAAACUAUGCCUUCACUGACUACAAAGAAAGAUGGAAAAUGGUUUUGUAUUGUUUGGUUUAUAAAGAGGAUUCAGAAAAGAAACAUUAUCAAUUGUAUUUAAGACCGUAUUUGUGCUGUCAUAAAUGGCCUCCUCAAAUAUUAUAAAUAUUCAACCUGAUUUGUAAAUAUUGACAAAGUCUAUACAAUCUUUUCUUCCUGAAUAAAAUGUUUCAGAUAAAUAUUCUGCAUCCUCUUGCAUCCCCAAAACAAAUAAUACAUUUGUGAUAAGACUACACCCUUAAAGCGGGCC